AUGUCAGACGAUAUUAUCAGACCAAGGGAUCCAACAUAUUCGACUGUCCCAAAGUACAUAGAAGAAGAAGAGAGAUAUUUUCCAUACUUUAGGGAUUGCAUCGGGGCAAUUGAUGGUACGUACAUUCAUGCAUCAGUCCCGAAUGAUGAUCAGACAAGAUUCAUUGGGCGAAAAGGCAUGACCACGCAGAAUGUGAUGGCGACAUGUGACUUCGAUAUGUUAUUCACAUAUGUGUGUGCGGGUUGGGAAGGAUCAGCACAUGACUCUCAAAUUUUUAGUACGGUUCUCUCUAAUGGAAACUCAAAGUUUCCCCACCCUCCCUCUGGAAAAUAUUACUUGGUUGAUUCAGGAUAUCCGAAUCAAAGUGGAUAUCUAGCACCGUAUAGGGGACAGAGAUACCAUUUAGAGUGGCACAUUUUAUCAACAAUGCCCCCUUACUCAUUUCGCACUCAAGUGAAGAUCGUGGUGGCCUGCGCAGUUUUACAUAAUUUCAUACGAUUGCGCGCAUUGGAUGACCCGGACUUCACUACAUAUAGUGAUGAUGACAUCACUCUUCAUGUCGCAAGCAUGGAAUCCAGUACCAAAGGAGUUGGAGCGAGCACUUCGGAGGACCAACCAUUCAUCAGUGAGGACCUAGAGAUGGCAGUUAUCCACGAUAUAAUUGCGGCGAAAGUGUUUGCAUCAUACUAG
Messenger RNA from Tripterygium wilfordii, 690 nucleotides. Its product is annotated as putative nuclease HARBI1. NCBI's taxonomy places the organism in Eukaryota, Viridiplantae, Streptophyta, Magnoliopsida, Celastrales, Celastraceae. The coding region runs from base 1 to 690 and encodes 229 amino acids. The record is from RefSeq and is a predicted model, not a curated record. The transcript is spliced from 3 exons.